CCCCCGCGCUCCGGCUCCGGGCCCGGGCAGGGGCGGCGCGAGACGGGCCUCUCGGUGCGGCCUUUCUGUCUCCUCCCUCCAGCCGUGCUGGGGGCGGAGGGGCAGAGGCCUGGCCCCGCUCGGCGCCCCCCGCUCCCCGGGCAGGCGCGGGCGGAGCCCGGCCCGCCUCGGCCGGCCACGGCAGGCGCGGUGCGACGCGGUGCCGCGGGCAGCGAGCUCCGCAUUCGAACCUCCCUCGCAAAGACAGUCUCCGCCCCACAAUGCACCGCGGCGGGCAGCCUUUGAAAAAGCGGCGCGGCUCGUUCAAGAUGGCGGAGCUCGACCAGUUGCCUGACGAGAGCUCUUCAGCAAAAGCCCUUGUCAGUUUGAAAGAGGGAAGCUUAUCUAACACAUGGAAUGAAAAAUUCAGUUCUUUACAAAAAACACCUGUUUGGAAAGGCAGGAAUACAGCCUCCACUGUGGAAAUGCCUUUCAGAAAUUCAAAACGAAGUCGACUCUUUUCUGAUGAAGAUGACAGACAAAUAAAUACAAGAUCACCUAAAAGAAACCAGAGGGUUGCAAUGGUUCCACAGAUAGCAUUCCAGUGCCAGAAUAGCCUCCCAGAGGAUACACUCCUACCACUCUUUGAAGGUGAUAAUGACUUCUGUGUAUGUCUAAAGGAAUCUUUUCCUAAUUUGAAAACAAGAAAGUUAACAAGAGUAGAAUGGGGGAAAAUCAGGCGGCUUAUGGGAAAACCACGGAGAUGUUCUUCUGCAUUUUUUGAGGAAGAGAGAUCAGCAUUAAAACAGAAACGGCAGAAAAUAAGGCUCUUACAACAAAGGAAAGUUGCGGAUCUUACACAAUUCAAAGAUCUCCCAGAUGAAAUUCCUUUGCCCCUGGUUAUUGGAACCAAAGUUACAGCACGGUUACGUGGUGUUCAUGACGGUCUGUUCACUGGACAAAUAGAUGCUGUGGAUACUCUUAAUGCUACUUACAGAGUAACUUUUGAUAGGGCAGGGCUUGGAACGCAUACCAUCCCUGACUAUGAAGUUCUUAGUAAUGAGCCUCAUGAGACAAUGCCAAUUGCUGCCUUUGGACAAAAACAGCGGCCUUCUCGAUUUCUUAUGACCCCACCACGGUCACAUUAUACUCCUCCUCUCCAGUCUCCGAUUACGGAUAAUGAUCCUUUAUUAGGACAGUCACCUUGGAGAAGUAAAAUUUCUGGCUCUGACACUGAAACGUUAGGUGGUUUUCCAGUAGAAUUCCUUAUCCAAGUGAAAUCAUAUUCCAUGCCCAUCGGCAUUGAAUUUCAGCGGAGAUAUGCAACAAUUGUGCUAGAGCUUGAACAGCUGAACAAGGACCUAAACAAAGUUUUGCAUAAAGUUCAGCAGUACUGCUAUGAGCUUGCUCCAGACCAGGGGCUCCAGCCUGCAGAUCAGCCCACAGAUAUGAGACGAAGGUGUGAGGAAGAAGCCCAGGAAAUUGUUCGGCAUGCAAACUCCUCCACAGGACAGCCUUGUGUUGAAAAUGAAAAUCUGACAGACUUAAUCUCCAGGCUUACAGCUAUAUUAUUACAAAUUAAGUGUCUAGCAGAAGGAGGAGACUUGAAUUCCUUCCAGUUCAAAUCACUUACAGAUUCAUUAAAUGAUAUCAAGAGUACAAUAGAUGCUUCUAAUAUCAGUUGCUUUCAGAAUAAUGUAGAAAUCCACGUUGCACAUAUUCAGAGCGGCCUGAGCCAGAUGGGAAACUUACAUGCCUUUGCAGCAAAUAACACCAACAGGGACUAGUAGGUUAAUUACUCCAACUGCAUAGGACGUGGUUUUCGAGAAGUUCUUUUCCUUUAUGUAGGCUUCCAACACCAAAUAACCUAACUGCUGGAAAACAAGGGAAAUGUCAAUCUCCAAACAAGGCGUUUUAAUAUACUGUACUGCUUCUUAAACCAGCAUUGCUGACCAGCAUUAUAUUUAUUUUUCUUUCGUUAUUCAGCUGCAGUAGCAUUGCUUGUGUUACCUGUGUUUAUUAGCAAGUAUUUUUAAACUGAAAAUAUCUGAGCAUAAUAUAACUUCAUGGAAGAAUACAUUGACCACUUUUUUAACGUGCAUGAAUUCAACCCAACACAUGCAGACAACUGCAGAGGAGAACAUGAAGAAACGUGGUCUUUUUGUACAUAUGCGUGGCAGUGUGGAAAUUCCAUCUCGAAAGACAACUCCGAUUCAUUCAGUGAUCACCAUCUCAGUCUUCAAAAGACAGCAUUGUGAGAUAUGGGAAGUCCGAGUUUGAAGGAAGGCACUGGAAUGUAGAUGGAAAAUGUGGACUUUACAAGUAUAUAUGAUAUAUACUUGCAAGGUGACAUGGAUCUGUAGAUCAUUUUAUAAUAGUAAAUAUUUUAAUUUAUCAUAAUUUAUAAAAGAAACCUUUGUUGAAAGAAAAUGAAGGAGCAGGAAAAAAGCAUUACUUGCAAAAUGCUAAAUUUCAGCAAGUGGAUUGGGCAUGUCUUUUCCCAUCAAUUCAGGGCAAAAAGUGCUAUUGUUAUGAGAUUUAUUUUAAAAAAAAAGACUGAUAACACACUAUUUUCAUAUUUUUUUGUUUAUUUGCACAACUUUUGAAACCAGAUUACUGGUUAAAAUCUAACAGUACACAAUUUAUAAAGUAAACAGAUUUUAUAAGGAAAACAAAUAUAAUAACCAGUGCUGUGAAAUGCAGGAAAAUGGUUUGUAUUUGGUUGUGGUUUUAUUUUUAGUUUUAGGGGGUUUUUUUUAAAGGAAAACUCUGCCUAAAAUGUUAACCUUGUAAAAAGUGUGUACUUGGAAUUUUCUUUGUUUUAAUAUAGAAUAUUAUAAAGUCAAAAUAUAAAUUGUUUUCAGAUUUGGAGUUUAAGUCGUAGCUGUAGAAGUGGCUUUGAUUCUUUUAGAUGUCUCAUAAAAUGAGGCUUUUAUAUGUUAAUGUAUAAUAAAACUGAAACAAGAUUAUUUUCCAUUUGAAAUUUUUGUAUAGUUUAAAAAUGCUUCCAUAUUCUUUGUUGGUAUUGUGCCACUGCAAAACUUUAGUGCAGAGUUUAUAUUUAGCUAAACUUAUGUUAAUUAGGAAAUGCAUAAAUCUUUUAUUCUUAAUAUUUGUAAUUCUAAAUAAAUUGAUCUAUGAA
Hipposideros armiger (great roundleaf bat) is the source of this 3121-nucleotide messenger RNA. RefSeq names its product lin-9 DREAM MuvB core complex component (gene LIN9). The transcript is spliced from 14 exons. NCBI's taxonomy places the organism in Eukaryota, Metazoa, Chordata, Mammalia, Chiroptera, Hipposideridae. Gene Ontology annotation, cellular component: transcription repressor complex; nucleoplasm. Bases 261 to 1766 code for a protein of 501 amino acids. The record is from RefSeq and is a predicted model, not a curated record. Gene Ontology annotation, biological process: DNA-templated transcription; regulation of transcription by RNA polymerase II; reproductive process. Gene Ontology annotation, molecular function: DNA binding.